Messenger RNA from Cladophialophora yegresii CBS 114405, 2238 nucleotides. RefSeq names its product glycerol-3-phosphate dehydrogenase. Gene Ontology annotation, cellular component: mitochondrion; glycerol-3-phosphate dehydrogenase (FAD) complex. The record is from RefSeq and is a predicted model, not a curated record. Gene Ontology annotation, molecular function: glycerol-3-phosphate dehydrogenase (quinone) activity. Gene Ontology annotation, biological process: glycerol-3-phosphate metabolic process. The coding region runs from base 1 to 2238 and encodes 745 amino acids. Lineage: Eukaryota; Fungi; Ascomycota; Eurotiomycetes; Chaetothyriales; Herpotrichiellaceae. The transcript has 2 exons.
AUGGCUUCUGCCGGACGCACCUUUUCGGCCCGACGCCUUAUCAGGCCCCUCCUCUACUCCAGUGCCGCCGUCGCUGGGGUCGGCGGCACCAUCUUCUAUCUCUCCUACCGUCCCAUAAACGUACCGGGCUCACAGGGAGCCAUUGUUCCUGUUCCCCGCACGGAAGAUGGCACCAUCAUUCCGCCGACGUUUCCUCCUAUCAAGUCUCGCGCUGAGCAAAUCUCUGACCUGAGGAAAAGUGGUGGACUCGUGGCAGGAGCUUCGCAAAUACCAAUCACCCAGCAAUUGAAGAAUAGCUUUGACCGGUUGAGAGGCGCAACAAGCGCUGAAAGAGACAGGACCUUGCCUGCGGAACAGGCAGCAGGCGAGCCAUACGAUCUCCUGGUCAUUGGAGGAGGCGCCACAGGCUCGGGCAUUGCCCUUGACGCUGCCACACGUGGGCUGAAAGUUGCCCUUGUGGAGCGCGAUGACUUUGCCGCGGGAACGAGCAGCAAGAGCACAAAACUUGUUCAUGGCGGUGUCCGGUAUCUUGAAAAGGCUGUUUGGGAGCUUGAUUACAACCAGUAUGCCUUAGUCAAAGAGGCCCUGCGCGAGAGGAAGUAUUUCCUCGACACGGCUCCUCACCUGUCCACCUGGCUUCCCAUCAUGAUCCCCCUGCAGAAAUGGUGGCAAGCACCUUAUUUUUGGGCAGGCACAAAGAUGUACGAUUGGCUGGCAGGCAGUGAAGGCAUCGAGACCAGCUACUUCUUGACCAAGAGCAAGGCGCUGGACGCGUUCCCCAUGCUCAAGAAGGAGAACUUGGUAGGGGCGCUGGUCUACUAUGACGGCGCUCACAAUGACAGUCGAAUGAACGUGUCGAUCGCCGCUACGGCGGCCUUGUAUGGCGCAACUGUGGUCAAUCACAUGGAGGUCACCGGCUUGACGAAAGACGAGAGUGGAAGACUCAACGGAGCAGUGGUUCGAGAUGUGAUCGCCGACAAGAAUGGCAAGCCCGCGGCACCGAUUACGAUACGCGCCAAAGGUAUCAUUAACGCGACUGGACCUUUCUGCGACUCGAUCCGAAAGAUGGACGAUCAGACCGUGCAGGAAAUAGUCGCUCCUAGCUCUGGCGUGCAUGUGGUACUACCGGGCUAUUACAGCCCCCAGAAGAACUCGAUGGGCUUGAUCGACCCGUCAACAUCAGACGGUAGAGUCAUCUUUUUCCUACCUUGGCAGGGCAAUACCAUUGCUGGGACCACCGAUGCCGCUUGCAAUAUCACUCAGCAUCCCACCGCGGGAGAGGACGAGAUUGGCUGGAUCUUGAACGAGAUCAAAGGCUAUCUGUCCCCAGAUAUCAACGUUCGACGGGGUGACGUGCUCGCUGCUUGGUCUGGUAUUCGACCCUUGGUCAAGGAUCCGAAGGCCAAGAAUACCGAAUCGCUAGUUCGGAAUCACUUGGUGACCGUGUCGCCGUCUGGGCUACUCACUUGUGCCGGGGGCAAAUGGACGACAUAUCGCCAAAUGGCAGAAGACGCGGUUGACGAAGCCCUCAAACAGUUCACCUUGCAGACCAGGCCGGUUACGACCCCCACACGGAUCAGCGGCACCGAGAAGAUCGACGAUGCUGCUCCUCUUGAUGGCAACUGCCAAACACACCAGGUUCGCCUUGUGGGUGCCCACGGCUUCUCCAAGACUCUUUUUAUCAAUUUAAUCCAGCAUUUCGGCAUCGAAACAGAGGUUGCGAAGCAUCUAGCCGAGGCGUAUGGGGACCGUGCUUGGACAGUGGCGGCGCUCUCGAGUCCGACCGAUGAAAGGUUUCCGGUUCGGGGCAAGCGUAUCUCUGCGCUGUAUCCAUACAUCGACGGAGAGGUUCGGUAUGCCGUAAGACACGAAUUCGCCCAGCGAGCCGUCGACGUCAUCGCUCGAAGGACCCGACUGGCGUUCUUGAACGCUCAGGCCGCGCUGGAAGCGUUGCCCAAAGUAAUCGACUUGAUGGCUGAAGAACUAAAGUGGGACAACAAGAGGAAAGAUCUGGAGUGGAGAGAAAGUGUCACCUUCCUCGCUUCGAUGGGGCUGCCGAAAAGCAAGUUAGGUGUCUCACGCAGGGACGUGGAGACCGGAAAAGCCGGAUUCACUGACGAGUAUGAGCGAAAGCUGUAUUCGAGAUAUGAUGGCCCAGCGGACACGCUCGAGAGUGACUCGAAGUUGAUGUCUGGGCACAAUCCCGUCAUCGGAACAGAAUCGCCGGCUAAUAAAUAA